This is a messenger RNA of Cydia splendana, 948 nucleotides long. RefSeq names its product band 7 protein AGAP004871. The transcript is spliced from 8 exons. The record is from RefSeq and is a predicted model, not a curated record. Lineage: Eukaryota; Metazoa; Arthropoda; Insecta; Lepidoptera; Tortricidae. Gene Ontology annotation, cellular component: plasma membrane. Bases 88 to 945 code for a protein of 285 amino acids.
AAAUGGUCGGCAUGCCAGGCGCGGGCUCAGUAAAUGGCCACCCGGCGUAGGUUACGCAUCCAUUACGUUUAAAAAUCGAAUGUUAUAAUGAUAGAAAUGUCCAGUAGACAAAAUUUGUAUCCGACAAUCACUGCAACUAACGACGACCACGAUUCGGAAAGUAAAACCUGCGGGAAGAUCCUGGUCGUUCUGUCAUGGGUCCUGGUAGUCAUGACUAUGCCUAUAUCUCUCCUCAUCUGCUUCAAGGUCGUCCAAGAAUACGAGAGAGCCGUCAUCUUUCGGCUCGGCCGGCUGCUUUCUGGAGGCGCGAAGGGGCCGGGUAUAUUCUUCAUAUUGCCCUGUAUCGACACGUACGCCCGAGUGGAUUUGCGGACACGAACAUACGACAUUCCACCUCAGGAGGUACUAACUAAGGAUUCUGUGACGGUAUCGGUGGACGCGGUGGUCUAUUACCGCGUCCACAAUGCUACCAUAUCCAUAGCCAACGUUGAAAACGCCCACCACUCCACACGGCUCCUGGCACAAACGACUCUUCGGAACACGAUGGGAACCCGCCCGCUGCACGAGAUCCUCAGCGAGCGCGAAACUAUAUCCGGCAACAUGCAGAUCUCUCUGGACGAGGCGACGGAGGCUUGGGGGAUCAAGGUCGAACGCGUUGAGAUCAAGGACGUCCGCUUGCCGGUGCAGCUGCAGCGGGCCAUGGCUGCAGAGGCCGAGGCCGCUCGCGAGGCCCGCGCCAAGGUAAUCGCGGCCGAAGGCGAGCAGAAGGCCUCGCGGGCGCUGCGGGAGGCCUCGGAAGUUAUUGGAGAUAGUCCGGCUGCUCUCCAGCUUCGGUAUCUGCAGACAUUGAACACCAUUUCAGCGGAGAAAAACUCGACAAUAGUAUUCCCUCUCCCCAUCGACCUUUUAACUUAUUUUAUGAAGGCAAAGGAAGAAACUAUGUAAUAA